GUAGGCUCACUUCUCGUUUGGCAAGAAGCUGCAAUCAACUUUCUCCAGAAGACGAUCAGAGCAUAGGCCUACUGAUCGAAACGUCGAGUUGAAACUUUCAGAACCACCCCAACUCAUUACAGAUAGUCAUUACAUGGUGUUGUCGCAAACCUUUUCCAUAUUGCAAUCAACGUGGAAUACUUAGGGGUGAAAUUAUCUGGCAUCAACAAUUGCCGUCAUGGCUGAAGUCGGCAAGAAUUUCGUCCCACUUGCUUUUAUGUUGAUCUGUUUGUCCUUCACCGCUAACUGCAGAAAACCAAAAGAAUCCACAAAAGUGUUAAAGUUUCUUUUCUACACUGCGGGCGAUGACGGUAGUCACCAUGCCGUCAGCGCCAAAAUAGCAGCUUCUCUUGUCGAACUGGGUCAUGACGUCACCUUCCUCCUCAGCAACAGCUGUACGAAGUGGAUGAACGCGAGCGACGCCGGAUUGUUUAAAUUCACCGUCCACAAGUCCAAAUUCACGGCAGACGAUCGUCAAAGCACCCUGCGUGAGAUUUCACGCGCUAGCCUUCGCGGGGAAUUGAAAGGGGUAUUAAACAACAUGCGGUACCAUUUAAUCAAACAAUGGUAUAAACCACCGGGCCAAAAAAAUAACUUUAACUUCGCGACCGACUGUGACAGCCUGCUUGGUGACAACAAUACAAUAAAGAGUCUUCAAGCCGAGAAGUUUGACAUACUGGUCGGGGAAGACCUAAGUGAAUGCCAGCCUCUUCUUGCCCAACGACUUGGUCUUCGCUUUCUUCAUAUCAGUGCAAGGGGUUUUAUGCCUGCAAGGGGAGACUGGCACGGAAUACCGACUCACCCAGCCUACAUCCCUUCGCGCCAAGCCGGCCUGACGGACAGGAUGAACUUCCUACAGCGCCUGAAGAAUGUAUAUAUGUACGGCGUCCACAAGUUAGCAAACCACCUCCAAGUUCAGUAUUUUUUCGCACAUCUCCAGCAGAAGUAUAACCUGAGUCCGGAGCUUUACAUGUCCGAGAUGUUGGCCAGGGCGGAGCUUCAGAUCUUCAUCGGUGAUUUUGAACUGGAAUUCGCAAGACCUCUGCAGCCGAACACGAUUAUGGUUGUAAUGCCUCUACUUUUUCAAGAUCUACACACAUCACCAGAACAAGAGAUACCUCAAGAUAUUCAAGACUUUCUUGACACCGUUGGCGAUGAGGGUGCUGUUCUGUUCUCGCUGGGCAGUCACGUGAACGAGAUGAAAACUAUGCAAGCUCAGCUUUUCGCUGACGGAUUUGCUCGGUUGCCCCAGCGGGUCCUAUGGCAGUUCACUGGUAACACGUCAUACGUACGCUUCGGGAACAACACUAAACUUGUAAAAUGGAUGCCUCAAAAACAACUGAUGAAUCAUCCAAAAGUUAAAGCGUUCGUUAACCAUGGUGGAUUGCUGGGUGUUCUGGAGGCGGGUUGGUACGGCUUACCAAUGGUGGGCAUUCCACUCUUUGGCAACCACUUUGACAACAUGGAGAGAGUCGUUGCUAAGGGGAUGGGUUUGAAGCUCGAGGUGUCAUCACUGACCCAUUAUGAUUUGUAUGAAGCAGUGACAAGAGUGAUUAAAGAACCAAGAUUUCGCGAGAGGGCGCAACACAUUUCUGGUAUGAUGCGGGAUCAACUUGAAAACCCGGCUGACAAAGCUGCAUUCUGGGUAGCCCACGUGACCAAAUUCGGUGGCAGUCAUCUUCGCCCCCGGUCAGCAGAUAUGACGUGGGUCCAGUACUAUCUAAUCGACGUGUACGCGUUCUUGUGCGCCAUUUUGUUUGCGGUGAUGUGGUUGCUUUUCCUCGUUCUCAGGUGCUUUGUACGAUUUGUCAUCAGGUACUGCACGACACCACAAAAAGUGAAACAAAACUAAAAAAGAGGUUUAAUUGCAACAAAAAUUACGCCCCCCAAAAAAAAUCUUUAUAAUUAGUUUCUUAAACCCAAUAUAAUCACUUCUUUUUCUAUAGAUCUGUAGCUAUUGUAUUUGGAAUUUAAUUUAUUGUAUUUGGAAGUUCAUUUAUUUGUGUUGCUCAUUGGCUUUUCUCUCGGUGUUAGGCCCUGCAGCCGUUUUCACGAAAGUGUGCGUAACUUGCGCCAUGUCGUAAAGUUACGCCACGUAAAUGCUGCGCAGCUGCGCCAGUCCUUUUAAAAGUUGCAUUUCACGAAACUAGUUUUAGCUGCGCGACGUUUUAUUUAUUACCCACACCACGGACGAGGCUAAUAUCAUUUUCAACGACUGUUGCCUGACACAGCUGUAAAAAGCAACGCAGCGGCCAUUUUAAAUCUCGACAGCAAAAUGAAAUAUUGCUUUAAAGACUUAAAUUAGCUAAUGAAAUUAAACUAAGGGCCCUUUGUAUAGGCUACUCUUCAACAAUGAAUUACUGUAAGCUUAUUAGUUACAAAUAAAUUUGCUAGACAACUCUAAGUUUAAAACACAAAUAAAAAAUUAAGUUUACCAAUAGAAAUUAUCUCAAACUAGUUGGUCAAUUUCUCGGGCAUCUUAACCCUUACUGUUAUACUAUAACGACAUUCUUUAACAACUUCAAAUCCUUUCAACUAAAUUAAUCAACAUGAGACCACUGUUACUCUCCAAAUGUUUUGGUGAAAUUCUUUGGAAGUGUUUAAAAGACUAACUUUGUGGUGGAUUACAAUCAUAAAAUUAUUUCAUCUUCUGAAAUUUAAAUUUAGCUAAUAUCUUUUUGUAGUUUCGAACAAAAUUCUACAUAAUUAACACGGCUUAACAAUCAAUAAACUGUUAUAUAUUUUGAAGCAGAAAAUAAAAGAAGGUUUAUAUAUUAAACUAAAUUUAAUUAAAUAAUUUUUGGGGGGUUUAAUAAAGUUUAUAAUAAAGGGUUGAUUUGUGGGUGGAGGUGUUGAUCGGGAACCGAUGGUUUCAUGGUUGACAAAUAAAUAAUGAAAGACGAAAGAUUAGUGUUUAUUAAAAUUGUACUUUUCAACUAUAAUGAUCACUGGUCGUUUUAUAGGCCUACCCCUAAAAUGUGGCCGAUAUUAUUAUUAUUUUAAAAAAACGUGUGGUUAGCGUAAACCGUACUUUUAAACCAAUGGCUGAUGAUUUUAUGUUUGUUUUGUUUUGUUUCGCUAAACGAAAGAAGGAAAUAUAUUUCGGCACAUGAGAACCAACCGUCGUCGCUGCCGAAGGAAUAACGUAGGCUAUAGGCUAACCCGCAUAAAACCCGUGCCGGAUUUCACGUAAAAUAGUGCUUAACUUGAGCCACUGUCAUAAAACCUCUGUCCUUUUUUCGUUAGGCCUAUAACGCUACGUAAAUGUUGAGCAGCUGCACCACUUCCUUUCGUUGCAUUUCACGAAACUUGUCUUAGCUGCGCAACGUUUUAAUUAUGGACAAACACCGCGAACGAGGCUUAUAUGUCUUUAUUUCAACGACUGUUGCCUGAAACCGCUAGAAAAAAAAGGAAGGCACUAAAUACUAAACUCCACAGCGGUUCGGCCAAUCGGAGAAUACCCGAGCGAGAAUGACCUUUUGACGUCAUUUUACAUAUGCUUCCAUCUUUUAGACAUGAAAAUAUUAACAACCAGGUCCUAGUGGUUAGUUCACUCUUAUGUAACAACCCCCUUAAACCUGCUGCUACAAAUGUACUUGAAUAAAGAGGUCUGAAGCAGUGCUUGCAUCUUUUUGUGGUGUAUUGAGUUUUUGAGCCCAUUCAUAAAAUUACAUUUGUUAUAGUAUAUCAAAAGAGGGCGCACUUCACUUUUAAUGGUCUCGCAAAGUUACUACACAGUUAGGGUUGUGAAAGGAACAAACGAAAAAGUAGUCCUCAUGACAAUCUGAUGCUUAUUUAAUGUUGUAGUCAUUUGCAAACCAGCAAUACCGACUUAUAGUCGUCAGAUAAUUAUUUGAUGUACCCUUAACGUAUUAUUUAAAUAAUAUGAUUUUUCUUUAUGUAACCAGAUACAUCACUGUUAAGCGUAUUAAUACUGAACAGGUUAAACGCACUGAGUAAGUUUCGCGGCUUUUCUCUUGGACAUAAUAUUAUUAGAGAAUACAGACACAGGUAGAAACUAUGCAGUAGAUUUAUCUCUUUUAGGAGAUACGACCCUGGACCUAUGGACCCCAACAUAAUGAUCUAAUUUAGAGAGGUAUAGUGGAGGCUUGGUUGGUGAGUUUGAUGUAUUUUUGGUUAUAUAAUAGGUGGAUUUAAUGAUGUUUUAAAAUAGUUUAUGUCAGAACAAUGUGACACAAAUCCGUGUGUGGCUAUGUAUAUUGUACAUGCAUAGAGAAAAUUCUCUAUGGUACAUGCAUGUGUGUAUUAAUGUUAGUUAAGUGACAGUGUACAUCAAGCUUGAGCAUACUCUAUGCCCACGAUACAGACUUUAUUGUUGUUAUUAACUCAUUGUCAUUUUGGAAAAAGAAUAGACAUAAACCUUUAAUAAUGUAUUGAUAUUUUAUCUGUGCUAGGUUUUUUUUUGAUGUGGACGAAAAGAGAAAUAAAUCGUGACAGUACAACACA
Asterias rubens (European starfish) is the source of this 4506-nucleotide messenger RNA. Its product is annotated as UDP-glucuronosyltransferase 2C1-like. The record is from RefSeq and is a predicted model, not a curated record. Gene Ontology annotation, molecular function: UDP-glycosyltransferase activity. Bases 218 to 1891 code for a protein of 557 amino acids. Lineage: Eukaryota; Metazoa; Echinodermata; Asteroidea; Forcipulatida; Asteriidae. The transcript has 6 exons.